UCGAGAUUAAGUGUCAUGGCCGCUUAAUGGUGUGGAAAGUUGCUUUUUAGGUUAAAUCGGGAGUGUUUAAUUUACGUAUUUAUUCAAUUUUAAGUAAAAUUUGCCACGAUAAACUCGUAAUCGAUAUGGAUGAAGAAAAAGAAAUUGAAACGAAAGAAGAAGAUCGGUGUAAAGUUAACAUCGGGGGAUUUAGUAUAGAUACUUCUUGCAUUCCUUGUGUUAGUGCAGACAAACAGACAGACGAAUUAGCCGCUUUGGGAGUUUUCGCCUACGAUCAGACGGAAUUCGAAACGAAUGUCAUCGAUCAAGUGGACAAAGCCAUUAAGAAAGAGGAAGACGAAAGAAAGAAAAGUGAAGCAAAGAGAGAUUUAAAAGCUGUUCUGGAUGAAAUUAAAAUGGUACAGCACAGACUUGACCACAUUGAAAAGGCUUUAGCAAUGGUUCCUCUAGAUACUGGGAUGAGUAAAGAAGUAAAACGAACAAGUGAAUCAGUAAAAAGAGAAAAAGAAAAUAAAAUAAAACAAUUGAAGAAGUUAGAAGCCAAACGCAAAGCAUUAAAUUCAUAUUUGAAUGAUGAUUCAGUUGAAAUUGAUUCCAUGAUUAAUGAGUUAGAAGGGUUAGAAAAUUGUAAUGAAGAUGCUGAAGAUUUGCUGAGACUAAAGGAUCUAUUUGCACAAAAUAACAAUACAAAUGAUCAGUUAAUUAAAACAGGACAGAUGACCCCAUUUGGUACUGUUGCACCAUCAGGCCAGAAUAGAAAGAGCAUAUCAAUUUUCAUUCCAGAUGAACCAACAGAAUUUGAAAAAUUCCUAUUAGCUAAGGAAGAAAAUAUUCAAAAUGUGAAAAUGAAUAAUUCUGAUAAAUUUAAUAACAAAAUUAUGAAGACAAAAAUGUCAGAUUCUUCAUCUAAACAAAAUAUAAAUAAGAGUCCAAAAUUAUAUUCACUUCUGACUAAGAAAUCAUCAAAGAUACAUAAUACAUCAAUAACUGAAAAUACAGAUUACCAUGAAAAUGAUAAUGUAGAUGCAUUAGAAAAAAAUGAUACAAGUAAUAAAAUAACGCCUAUUGAAAAUAUCGAUCUCUCAUUUAACAGUGACAGUGAAUAUUUGCCAGAUUCUAAUGAAGAAAUUGAAAGUGAUUAUAAUAAUGAAAAGAUGGCAAGCAGAAAAAGAAAGAUAAAAACUGAAAAAGAUGUAAAAUCCAAAGUAAGAAAAAUCAACUCAGGCAAUAAUAAGAAAAAUAAAAUUAAAGAUGAUGGUAGUACUAGAUUAUAUGUUAAAAGAAUCAAUGACUAUAGAAAGCAAUGUGCAAAGGAAAAAUAUGAAAAAUUAAAUAUGGGAGAAGAAAUUACUGAAGAUGAAGUUGUGGAGUUUGAUGGAAAUUUUAAAAUCCCAGCAAAAUCAUGGAAUAAAUUAUAUAGAUAUCAACAGACUGGUGUGAGAUGGCUGUGGGAACUACACCAACAAAAUUGUGGUGGAAUUGUUGGUGAUGAAAUGGGACUUGGUAAAACUAUUCAAGUAAUAGUAUUCCUUUCAGGACUUCAGUUUAGUAAAAUUAAAACAAUUGGUGACCAAUUUACUGGACUUGGGCCUGUUAUACUUGUCUGUCCAGCAACUGUCAUGUAUCAAUGGGUGAAAGAAUUUCACAUCUGGUGCCCUCUUCUUAGAGUGGCAAUACUUCAUGAAUCAGGAUCUUAUUCUUGUUCAAAAGUAAAGCAUAUUAUUAUUAUUAUUAAAAGGUUUUUGAUUUACAUACAUAACUAUAAAAUGUUUUAUAAUGUUUUUUUGAAGAAAUCAUUGGUGGAGCAGAUUAAUUCUUGUAAUGGUAUUCUAAUUACUUCAUAUGCUGGAAUAUGUAUUUAUCAAAAUUUGCUCUUAUCUUAUGAAUGGCAUUAUAUAAUAUUAGAUGAAGGGCAUAAAAUUAGAAAUCCUGAUGCACAAGUAACAUUAGCAUGUAAACAAUUUCGAACUUGUCAUCGAUUGAUUUUAUCAGGUUCACCCAUUCAAAAUAAUUUGAAAGAAUUAUGGUCCCUGUUUGAUUUUGUUUAUCCUGGAAAGUUGGGAACUUUGCCAGUUUUUCUUCAACAAUUUGCUGUACCAAUAACUCAGGGUGGCUAUUCAAAUGCUUCUGAAAUUCAGGUCCAGACAGCUUACAAGUGUGCUACAAUGUUACGGGAUACAAUUAAACCAUAUUUAUUACGCCGAAUGAAGGAGGAUGUAAAGACAACAAUACAAUUACCAGAGAAAAAUGAACAAGUUUUAUUCUGCAAACUUACUGAUGAACAAAGAGAAUUAUACAAACAAUAUUUAGAAUCUCAAGAAGCAGUUAAUAUAAUGAAUGGAUCUUUACAGAUUUUUGUUGGAUUAAUUAAUUUGAGGAAAAUAUGCAACCAUCCUGAUAUAUUUACUGGUGGUCCAAAGAUAUUUGACAGUAAUGAUCAAACAGAAGAAACAUCAUAUGGUUAUUAUAAACGAUCUGGGAAGAUGAUGGUUGUGAAAGUUCUGUUACAAUUAUGGCACAAACAGAAACAAAAAGUGUUACUUUUUACUCAAAGUAGAAAGAUGAUAAAGAUUUUAGAAAAAUUCACCAAACAGGAAGGUUAUACUUAUAUACUUAUGGAUGGGACCACUUCCAUUGCUGUUCGUCAGUCAUUGAUUACUAACUAUAACAAUGAUCCAAAUAUUUUUCUAUUUCUUCUGACUACACGAGUAGGAGGACUAGGAGUGAAUUUAACGGGUGCCAAUCGUGUAAUAAUAUAUGAUCCAGACUGGAAUCCCAGCACAGAUGUUCAAGCCAGAGAACGAGCUUGGCGCAUUGGUCAGGAGAGACAGGUCACCAUUUAUAGACUUCUAACAUCAGGAACCAUAGAAGAAAAAAUAUAUCACAGACAGAUCUUCAAACAGUUCUUAACAAACCGCGUUUUGAAAGAUCCCAGACAGAGACGUUUCUUUAAGACUAAUCAUUUGCAUGAACUCUUCUUUCUGGGGGAACCAGACAAAGAAUCUUCCGAAACCGAAACCAGCGCCAUUUUUGCAGGGACAGGAUCAGAAGUGAAGAUUUCUAAUAAAAGGCCCAAGAAGAAAAACAAGAUUGCAUUUAGUCCAGAAAAAAUUAAAAAGAUGAAGCAAUUAGCCAAACAAAUCAGUUCAAAACUAAAGUUAGAAAAAUCUUGUAAGAAUAACACUCCUGUGGAUAAUGCUGCUGGAGGAGUAAACAUGGAAAGUGAACAGAUGCUGGAAAAAGUUCCAGAAAUUUCUAAAAAUAUGACUAAGAAGAACGAAAGUCAUAAAAAGAAACGAAAUAUUCAAACAGGAGGUUGUGUUUUCGAAGACCAGAAGAUUGAGUAUUUAGUGAAAAAGGAUGUUUAUCGCCCUCCAGUCGAGGAAGAAGAAGAAGAAGAAGAAAGUAAAAAAGAUGAUUAUGUUUUACACAAGUUAUUUAAAAAAUCAAAAAUAUUUACAGCUAUGAAACACGACAAAAUCAUGGAUUCUGCCGAUCCUGAUUAUCUUCUUGUUGAGGGAGAGGCAGAGAGAGUGGCUCGAGAAGCAGUUAAAGCACUGAAACACUCGAGGCGUCAAUGCUUGGGAGCGGAGUAUGGUGUUCCCACGUGGACAGGUACCCAGGGUAUUUCUGGUGCACCUAAAAUUGUCAGGCAGAGAUUUGGACAGAAGAAAAGAUUUGAAAGCAAUUGUUAUACGGAACCAAAAUCAGAAAUAGGAACCUCAUCUUCGAACAACAUUUUGGAGACAGAGCAGCAGAAAGUAACAAUAACUUCAUCUUCAGAUUUACUUGCACGAAUUAAGGUGCGGAACGGGGUGGUGGCUUCCACAUCACAUUCCAACGAACCGGAAGCACCCGCACUGGGUUCCAAACCCGCGACCGAACACGACGAAUUAUUGGUGGAAGUCAGGAAUUAUAUAGCAUUCGGAGCCAGCGUGGACGGACAGGCCACCACCGAAGAGCUACUCAGGGUUUUCAAGGACAAAGUUCCCGCCAAAUCAACUGCCAUUUUUAAGUCUCUGUUAAACCAGAUCUGCGAUUUUUAUCGUUCCGCCGACAGUCGAGGAAUCUGGAAACUAAAAUCUGAUUUUAGGUGAUUAAAACAAAAAAGUGCACAACACUUUUUUGAUAUCAUUCCAUAUUUAAUUUAGACUAUUUAAAAUACAAGGUUUUGUGAAAUAUAUUUAAAACUAAAAAAAUCCAGAUUAAUUUAUAGAUAAACACAAGGAACCAAUCGAUUGAUCUUAAUUGGUUAAGAUAAAAAAAACCAAAUGGACCACAUGGAUCAAGGUCUUCUAGAAAAUAUACACAAUAGCACCACAUUUUCAUGGAGUAUAUGAAAUUGCAAGAGGAAUGAACAAGAAAAUAGCACUCCAUUCAUUUAUCUCAGGAAUUCUCUACAUCUCUUAUAACAAUUGAUGAGAGAGUCCUGUAUCUUGUAUGCAAUACUCACAACAUCCCAUCAUUGUACAAAAUAAAUA
This is a messenger RNA of Centruroides sculpturatus (bark scorpion), 4481 nucleotides long. Its product is annotated as DNA excision repair protein ERCC-6-like. Gene Ontology annotation, molecular function: ATP-dependent chromatin remodeler activity; ATP binding. The record is from RefSeq and is a predicted model, not a curated record. Gene Ontology annotation, cellular component: nucleus. Gene Ontology annotation, biological process: transcription-coupled nucleotide-excision repair. NCBI's taxonomy places the organism in Eukaryota, Metazoa, Arthropoda, Arachnida, Scorpiones, Buthidae. The transcript has 17 exons. The coding region runs from base 126 to 4097 and encodes 1323 amino acids.